Messenger RNA from Gamsiella multidivaricata, 4483 nucleotides. RefSeq lists its product as uncharacterized. The transcript is spliced from 11 exons. The coding region runs from base 60 to 4373 and encodes 1437 amino acids. NCBI's taxonomy places the organism in Eukaryota, Fungi, Mortierellomycota, Mortierellomycetes, Mortierellales, Mortierellaceae. Gene Ontology annotation, molecular function: nucleotide binding. The record is from RefSeq and is a predicted model, not a curated record.
GACACUUUUAUACCACACAUUCGCAUCCUUCCAACACCCAAUGGAAACAAGAGGCUGACAUGGACCCCAAACUCUCUCUGUCGGAGCACCUACAGGGGCGACCGCAGGAACCUCAGCAAGAACAGGAACAUACCCUACACGACAACUCCUCGCCCCCUCAUCGGAUUCAGAUGGAAUCAUUCAGUCAUCUGUCCCAGAACACCUCCCACGAGCACACGCCUGAAGCCGUACAACACAGAGAUCCCAUUCCACUUUCAAGACUCGAUUCUCCGGGGCAUACAAAAUCCUCAUCCUCCAAGGACCUCUGUAGCCUGGCCUCAGAACUGGCAAACUCAGAGACUGUAGGAAGCCUCGUCCGAAAUCAAGGCUCCAGAAGAAGGAUCAUCAACCAGGACUCUAACGAACCAAUUCUCUUUGACGAACUACCCAGUCGCUCCUCUACGCAAGUACAUCGACAAUCGGAGGACGAUGAUCUGGAGAGGGGGGUUCGAGAAAUCACCGUGGCCAUGGAGCCAGAAGGAUCUUUUUCCGGGCUGACGACGGAUGAGGCAAUCACCAAACUCGUUGAUGUUGCCACGGAGGUGCUGAGCCAGUACAGCACCCGGACGACCAGCAUGCAGCACUUCAUCAAGUAUAUCACUUCAUUCCCUCCGAUUGCGACAGUCGUGGCCAUGCUUUGCCUGCUAGCCUUUUACAUCUACGGCAUACUCAACUCUUCACCACGCCAAUCACGGCUGAUCGGAACCAUUGUCGAAGUGGCGAUCUUGGCGGCGAUCUUUGUCUGGAACGCAUACAUCAACCAACGUGAUCUUCAAUUGCGAGGUAGAGAAGUCAAGGACCGUGUGAAGGGCGUAAUCUUGGAACUAGAGACUAUCCGACUGCAGGCGGGUCAGGAACUCAAAAUCCCAUCAAUCCCAUCGGUGAGCACAGUGCGUGUGAUCCGUUCAGGCAUCGUCAGGACAAUACCGAGCAACCUGAUCGUCAAAGGCGACUUGAUCGAGAUGGUAUAUGGCGAUAAAGCUCCCUGCAGAGUACUUUGUAUGCUCUCACGGCACAGGAUCGAACACCCCAACUCGCCACUCAAUUCACGGAGCUCUCACCUCAAUAUCCACCAUUAUAAUCAUCACUCGCAUUCACCUCACCAGGAUCAGGAUCAUGGACGGCAUGGAACAUCUCCUCACGUCAGAGAGUUUUUUCUUAGACGGAAGGAGAUUUUUCAACCAUCGUUGUUCGGACCAUCGCCUUCAGAAGCACUGCAGAGGAUUCACAAUGAACUCCAGGGACGCUAUACGUUUGAGGUUCUGGAGACACCGCUGGAACGUAUUUUGCACACGGCCCUCGACCCAACGCCCCGACCAAAGAGUUUGAUCCUGAAGCAGCUCCUCGUCGUCAAUCAAAUCAUCUUUUGUAAAGUCCUGUUGGGUAUUGCGCUCCUGGCCUUUGCAAUCAACCUCCUGCGAUUCAUACUAAAAGAAGUUCUGCAGCUGGAGCAUGCCUCCAAUGGAUUCGAGCAGCUCCUGGCCCUCCCAGUAUAUGCUGCGUUGCCGUUGCUUCCUCUCUCACUACCGACAUUACUUCAGAUCUCUAAGGCAUACACGAACGCGGCCAUCCUGGUCCUAUUCAAUACUCUUCAGAUCUCAAAGACAGAGUACGAGGACGAAAAGGACGUGGAUGAGUUCGACGUCGAAGCGCCCCCACCAACCAAGAAUGUCAACAUCGAAUUUAAUGAGGUCUGGAAGCGGUUCUGGCGCUUGUUAACGCGGUGGGACCACAGUGGUUCAGACUUCGAUGAUGGUCUGACUCGGAGCACCAAUCUCGUGGAGAGUCUUGGCGGAAUCACUGUCAUCUGUAGCAUCGAUAAGGAAGGAACGAUCGCUACAGCCUUUCCUGCAAUGGAGCAGCUUUUUGUGGCGACAGAGGAUGAGGAUACGGCUGUUCUGGAUGUGUUGGAGGACAACUUCUCGCCCAAUGGAUUACGUUUUGAGGACAAGGAUUGGGAAACCUACAUUCAGUCGCUCAAGCCCAUCGGACUCAACCAGCUCUUAAACACGAACUGCGGAACGCUCUCGGCCCCCCGGAGGAGGGAACCGCAUCGAAAAUGCAAUACGCUGCACUACCACUGUCGCACGAGAGCAGCUCAGCAGACAUGUCUGUGUCGACUAGGCAAGGAGAUUGGGUUUACGAAGGAGGCCCUUUACCCGUUCACGCUUCAAAAGGAGAUCAUGUGCUUCCAUCCGUAUUUGCCGAUGCCACCGAUGACCUUUGGCAAGCUGUCGACGUACGAGAUACCGACGAUGCUUAGCACCAUAUACCAUGAAGAGACCAGCGACAGCUAUAUGGUUCAGACAGAUGGACAUGUCGAGUGCGUGGUCGAGUGCUGCACUGAGUACUGGAACGGAGCCGAUCUUCAGGAGCUCAACGAGACAAUGCUCAAGAAAAUCUCGGACUUUUACCAGACGGCUGUAGUGAAUGAUCUGCAAUGCGUGGCAUAUGCUUACCGACCCAUUGCGAUCGAUCAGAGACGUAAAGCGGCAGAAUUUGAUCCCUCGACCUCUGAAUUCAUCACCUUACCUGUGCGAGAGCUGCCUGAGGCCGAGGAGAAGCAGGACGAGAAACAAUCUUCCAACAACGAAUACUCGCCAAACCAAGCUCGGGAUGAGAAAGAGGAGGUGGUGGAGGCGACUAAAACAACUAGCACGGAUCCUGAACCCCUAGCUGAGAGUCCAAGGAUUGACAUCAGCAGCUUACCAGAUCCCGUCAACAUCGUAAUUGAAGUUGGUGGUGUCAGCGAUACGGGAGAUGAUGGUGCGUAUCACUACGGAUCUUCUAUUGAUGACUCUGGUGUAUCUGGAACGAAGACAGAAACCGGCCCACUGCAGAGAUGGCGAAAACUGCGCGAGAUGGAACUGUCGGGAGAGGAAAAUAUGGAUGACCUGGUUCCUGUGGCGCCUGUUAACACGCAGGGGUUUUACGAGGAAGCUGUGCAGGGUCAGAUCUUUCUUGGAAUGGCGACUCUUGCACACCAGCCCAAAACAAAUGUGUGCGACUUUAUCGAGGAUCUGGGAUUGGCAGGAAUCCGCUUUGUGUACUUUUCACCGGCGAGCGAACGCGAGAGCAAGGCCUUUGCAGACCGUCUUGGGCUAGAGACAGACUGGAACAGCUGUAUCUUGCUGUCCUCUGCAUCUGACCCCUUUGGAGCGAGCACAGGGUACUUGGAAUCGUAUGAUAUCAAGGCGCAGCUGCCACGAGGGAUUGAGAAUAUCCGACCUCACCUCGAGAGUGUGGAUGACAUUCCACUCCAUGUGUCACUGUUCGCUGAAUGUGGGGCCGAGGCAGCUACAGAGAUGAUCAAGAUCUUUCAGGAUUAUGGCGAGGUCGUCUGUUGUAUUGGCAGUUCGCUCAACAUUGAUAAUAUCGCGGCGUUUGCCAAGGCGGAUAUCAGCGUCGGAAUGGAGCCUAUAAGGAUGGGAUCGAGUCCAGAAUCACGAUCUGCGUUCUCACUUGGGGCCAAGAUCAACAGCCUGCCCUGCGGUUUGACGAUGCAUAGCGAAACCAGCUUAUAUGCCCUGACACAGGUUGUCAGGGAGGCGCGUCGUCUACUGAACUCACAGCGCCAGGGUGUUAUCUUUAUGAUCGCGUCCUUCAUGUCGAUCUCGUUGCUUCUCCUUGUCUCGUACUGCUUCCUGUUGCCGCCUGCGAUGACUGGCUAUCAAAUCCUGUGGUUGAUGUGGAUUAUCGUGCCACUUUUGAUCCUUUCGUUCUUUUUUUCGCCGCACGAACCGGACACCAUGACCAUGAUGCCGAGCAAGAAUACAUCUCCUCUCAGAGAUCUUCCGCGGUUCAUCUUUUACUUUCUGGCGCGAUUUAUCCUCCCCAUCGGGAUGUGUGUGUUCGUCUUUCUCUUCACGCUACAAGUGUAUGAUGGGCGGGAGGGGUACCAUUUCCUGUUCAACAGCUUCGGAAUUGACACGCCUUGGUUGGAAUGGUCCGAUAGCGAACAAUGGGCACUGUUGUAUGCACAGAAUUUUACGAUGGUAAUAUGGGUGUGGUACAUGAUCUGGAUGUCGAGUACGUUUAUCAGCCGGACACUGUCGAUGCGGUCAUUCAUGCCAUGGAAGAACAAGGUCUGGAUCGGCGCCUGUGUUAGUAGCUUGACACUGCAGUUUGUGUUUUGUAUCAUUUCACUGUUCCACGGCCCGUUUUCAGUACGGAGUGUGUCGUGGUGGGUCUUUGUGUUGGCGUUCCUGUGGCCAUUGGUGUUUUUGCCAGUGCAGGAAGUGGUCAAGGCCAGGGAUAUGAAGGAAUGUGUUCGGGCACAGAAGCUGGCAAAACUCGAGUUCAACACCAAGCUGGGGAUGCACUCUCCGCUCUGAAUAUUUUACUUUCUAUGCAUCAUUUACUUUUCAUUUUAUUUUAUCUACUCGUUACUCUCUCCACUCUCUCCACUCUCUCCAUUGCUUCUAUCGACUCUUUACCUCAACGU